AUGGGCUUGACAGGCACAACAAUUUUAAGUAAGUUCCCAGGUGCCAUCAAAAAGAUUGCUUUUAGUAAGAGUGCCCACCUUGACAUCCUUCAAGAGAAAAGGAAAUAUUUCACAGACAUAUGUUUCAUUUCAAAUAUACUCACAGGACUUGCAAUCCAUUCCACUGUAAUUCUGCCACUGAUCUACUUAAUAAUAGUAAGGAAAAAUCCUUUUCGAUUUGCAAUGGGGAUGGCUCAGGCACUUCUGACAGCCCUCAUGAUUUCUUCCAGUUCAGCCACUUUGCCUGUCACCUUCCGCUGUGCAGAAGAAAAAAACUUCAUCGACAAAAGAAUUACCAGGUUCGUUCUUCCAGUUGGAGCUACCAUCAACAUGGACGGCACAGCUCUUUAUGAAGCGGUAGCAGCUGUAUUUAUUGCACAACUGAAUGACUUAGAACUGGAUAUUGGCCAAAUAGUUACCAUUAGUGUCACAGCUACAGCAGCCAGCAUUGGUGCUGCAGGCGUCCCCCAAGCCGGACUUGUCACCAUGGUGAUUGUACUGAGCGCCGUUGGCCUGCCCGCCGAAGAUGUUACUCUGAUCAUUGCAGUUGACUGGCUUCUGGAUCGAUUUAGAACAAUGGUGAAUGUCUUGGGAGAUGCCUUUGGUACAGGGAUAGUGGAGAAGCUCUCUAAAAAGGAGCUGGAGCAGAUGGAUGUCACCUCUGAAGUCAACAUAGUCAACCCUUUUGCCUUGGAAACGACAACACUUGAUAAUGAUGAAACAGAGACCAAGAAAUCGUAUGUCAAUGGAGGCUUUGCUGUAGAUAAGUCUGACACUAUAUCCUUCACACAGACGUCUCAGUUCUAAAGCCAGUAGCCAGGUAAAACAGGAGCACUAAAGGACAUGGCCAUAUGCAAUAUCUCAAAAAGCUUAAAGGAUAACUGAGAAUUAAUUACAUCUCACAUGUAUUUGAUUUACU
Molecule: messenger RNA, 958 nt
Organism: Antrostomus carolinensis (chuck-will's-widow)
Lineage: Eukaryota; Metazoa; Chordata; Aves; Caprimulgiformes; Caprimulgidae
Product: excitatory amino acid transporter 3
Exons: 6
Coding region: 1-846 (281 amino acids)
Biological process (GO): L-glutamate transmembrane transport
Cellular component (GO): plasma membrane
Molecular function (GO): L-glutamate transmembrane transporter activity; L-cysteine transmembrane transporter activity; glutamate:sodium symporter activity
Source: RefSeq, a predicted model, not a curated record